GCUUUAUGGACUAGCUUCCAGUGCUCCUAUAAGAAUAAAUUAGAAAGAAAGAAUUGUAGCUUAUGAGCGGGGCGUAUAAGAUUGGUUUAUGCUGAUAGCCUAAUAGGAUUGGAUAAUUUGCCACAAUAGCGCAUUCAAUUUUCCUCUAGGCUCAAAAACAGCAUAUUCAUUUAAUUAUGGACAAAACUGGAGGUCAGCUUAUCGCAGCCAUGAAUUCUUUCAAAAGGCCGCGUACAAUCUUCACAACAAGCGUACCUAAAGAAGUGCAAAUUUUACUUGGGGCCUGUCAUAAGUUCGACAAACCAACCUUCAGAAAAUUGAUAAAAAUUGGUUUGGCUCAUCUCCAAAACCAGCAGACUGAAGAAGAGUGUGAGGCAGCCUUUGACAACAUAUGCACUGCUCUGAACUUUAGUAGCUACAGUGAGGCUCAAAGUCUUGCUGAGCAGUACAGUGGUCUUCUCACCCUUCUGAGUGCUCUGCUCUCUCUGAACGCCAACACUGUGCGACAGCUGCAUCUUCAGUUUGAUCUAGUUUCACUUGGUCUGAAGGAGGAGCAGGCAGGGGACCUGUGUCGUGUUGUGUACGGCCCUGCCAGAGACUCCAUCAACAAGCAGCUGCUGCAAACCUGUCCUCGGCUGCCUGCGCUUACACAAGUUCAGUGGCAACUGAAGACUGCUAUCGCCCCCCCGAACGUGGCGCACGUGGUGGAGCCGGUGCUAGCGCUGGAGCUGCACACACGUCACUCGUGUCACCGCAUGAGCGUGUCGCUGCGACGCUUCCAUGAACUGCGUCUCACCGUCGCCAGCCUCCUGCAACAAAUGCACGACUUCCUUGCCCUACCUUGUGCAGCUCGCCUGCUCCUGCAACCUGCUUCUGUUUGGGAAGUGCUUACGCAGGCUAAAAAUGAACCUUCUGUCCCUGUAGUGAGGCCGGCACAGGCUAAAGAUGAGCAAUUUGACACUGCUCUUGUGAGGCAUCUAUUAUCAGAUAGUGUACGACCGUCCUCAGCCAUAGAUGUGCAAUCAGACAGAGAAACGCAUCCUCUGAAGCAGCAGGUUAAUCCAGCAAAGCCUCAAAUUCAGGGUACAAAGUUUCCCGAAGCCGAGUUCCCAAAAAAAGACAUUUUGUCUCACGAUCUUGAUGGAAGAAACAAUGCAUCAAAACCUGCCGGAAAUAUUUUUUCUAAUUCAGGGAGUAAUGCGUUUAAAUCUGCAGAAGCUGCGGAUAAAAUUCCGGAAUUAGAGAAUAAUAUAUCUACUGCGAGAGAAACCUUUGCGCCUGCUGAGACAGGAACCAUCAAACUUGCUAGACAAGAAGCAUCCAAAUCUGCUGGAGCUGGAAACCCCAAGCCUGCCGUAGCCCCCCGACCUGUUCCUGCCGGAGGGGCCUCGAAGCCCACAGGCAGCGUCCGUCCUGUGCCUGGAGGAGGGAUUCCAAAACCUUCUGGAAAAUCAUAGCUGAUCUCUGUAUAUUGCAUUUUUUCAGAUAAAAUACUGCAUUUAUUUUUUGCGAUUGCAUACUGCAUUUUUUUCCAAUUGAAUAUGUAUUAACUUUUUCUGAUUCAGACUGAUUGUAUUACUUUUUAUUGUGUAUUGCAUUUAUUUUUCUAAUUGUAUAUAAACUUUGUUAUUUCCGAUCUGAAAAUUGUAUGAUAACGUCAUGCAAAUAAGCUAAGGUUGCGACUUUUGCAUUAUCUGUGUAGCUAAGGAUGGGCCACAUACAUGCCUCACCCACAGAUACCUUAUGAAAUACCGCCCAUUGCCAUACAGCAACGAUCAUGGUUGAACUACUAUAAGGUUGACCCGUGAGAAGCUCACUUGCGGAUGCACUUUUUGCUCGCCUGUGACGUCACUGAUCUAAGUGACGUCACGGGCAUUAAACAUUCACCGAAAUGCGAUCAAACCAGUCAACUAAUCUGUCGUGGGAACGACGGGUUUGUUUACCUUUCUUGAUCUCAGUGACGUAACAAGAAAGCUGAACUGAAAUCCUCGUGGGUCAACCUUGUAUAGUUCAACCGUGGCAACGACUGUCUAGUCUCCCUGACAGUGAUGCACGUGAUAACAGAGUGCCCAAACUACCUAUACCGCCGACUGAAUGAACUACUUUCCCGAUACAUCCCUACUGAACCCAAACGAAACCUUUGCCAGGAUCCUAAGGGAGAAUCCCCGAACUAAUUUUAGAGCAGACAACCUCGAGCAAUACCUGACACGAUGUAACUUGCUCCGAGAACUCUAGGCCUGCUUUUGUAUACCAACUUGAUGCCACACAUACUAUUCUCAUGACCUAGCAGUAUCUUCGCGACAUUGUGCCUUCCCCGCUCAACUGAGCGAUGGGACUUUUGAGCGGACGUCAACACUGGGAGUACAAACUGACUACGACCACCAUUAUCGUCCGAGUGGAGAUCAAGAUUUCAUAAAACGCUAGAAACCUACUACUACUAAUCCUUGUAUUAUCACAGUUUAGUAACGGUAUUGUCCUGUGUAAUUCUAGAUUUAAUGGAAGAUGAUGAUUAUGUUAUUUAAUUUUGUUUCUUGUUUUGUUAUUUUUCAUUCGUGCUUAUUUUAUUUAUUCUAUUAACUUGUUAAUAACAAACUUCAUAAGUUACAGGAUGGAUAUAAGGAGCUAUUUAUGAAUGACUCUUCAGUAAUUAUGGUUCUGUGAGUUAAGAAUCUUGGUUAUGAGUCAUUAUGGACGUGAUAACCGUACUGGACUGAGUUACUGUAAAACAUAGUACCAACUGGACGGAAUUUCCGCAUAGAAGCUAGUAACCGUAACCGGUUCACUUUGAGGUCACGAGUGACCAAAGAAUCAAAAAGGAUUUUUUUUUGCUUUAGUAUUGCUGAGCCCUUACAUAGCAAAAUAUUUAGUUAACUUUGCACGUGACAACAAACUUAUUUAUUUAAUCACCUAUACACGUAUUUACAUUUAUUUUUUACGUAAAGUACAAGCAUCCGAAAUAACCAGAAUGAAAAUCUCAACCUCCAAUUCAGCCAUGAAAGUCGAAUUUUAAUCAUAUCUAUUUAGAAAUAAUUUUGUGAACUGUACAUUAUCAAUAUUUUUAUAUAUACCUAAUAAUAGUACAGGAUUUACGCUUGCCAAACAUUUUUCUGAAUUGUGCGUCUGUGAUUUAUUCGUUUGCAUAUUUAUUUAUAGAAAAGUUUGUUUUUUCUUCCUAAUGUUUAAGAGAAAUUUAUUUUUCUCUACUUCAAUGAUACAUCUUGCUUUCAUUGCCGACUUAUUAAUUUCAUCUCGAGAGCAUAAAAAGAAUUGUGCCGAUGUUGCGGAUGAUGUGCAGCUUGUAGGUACCCAGUCUACUUUGUGGAUUAUAGUGACUACUGAAAUGAAUAUAUCAUUAAAUAUAUCUAUAUA
Messenger RNA from Hyalella azteca, 3369 nucleotides. RefSeq lists its product as uncharacterized. The transcript is spliced from 5 exons. NCBI's taxonomy places the organism in Eukaryota, Metazoa, Arthropoda, Malacostraca, Amphipoda, Hyalellidae. The coding region runs from base 177 to 1457 and encodes 426 amino acids. Gene Ontology annotation, cellular component: nucleus. The record is from RefSeq and is a predicted model, not a curated record.